AAUCUCAGCCACAGAUUUUCCUUCUCCUUCCAAUUACCAUCCUCGCACUCUCUUCCAAAUUUCUUCAAACUCCAAACCAGAUGUCUUGCAGAGCUAACUCAUACAAUCUUCCAAUCUUACACAAACUCUCCACAAAAUCUCCCAAUCCCUACCAUUCAUCCAACCCAACUUUGAACUGCAGAUCCCAUUCCAUAAGCAGCCAUGAAACUCAAACCUCUUCACAUCCCACCAAUAUCUGCAACAUCAAGUUCCAAACUCUGGAAAACUGCAAGCUUGGUAUAGGCAGCUACCCUGACUUUGAAUACGACGCCAAUGGCGGCAUCGGCUCUGCCACCGGGAAAUUUAAUGGCUUUAAUCCAACGGAAGACAUAUUUGCACUUUUUGACCUUGAAAAGCUGUACAUACCACCGUUGACAGGCGCAACGACGAGGUUUCUAGGCCUGCCGCUGCCGCCAUUUUUGAAGAUUGACAUUGCUCCUGAGAGAUUUCAAGGAAGUAUCAAUAGGGCAAGCGGAAAGGUUGAGCUGCAGUUCAGGGCGAAAUUCUGGUUUUCAAUUGGAAUCAUUUAUAGGGCGCCUGCUUUGAUGGUUGAGACUAUACUGACUUCAGAGGAAUCAAAGGGAAGCUUAAGAAGUGGGAAAGGGGAGAGAUUGGACAGAGAAGGGAAAUGCAGGUUGGUGGGAGUUGCAACUGUUGAUCCCAUUGAUGAUGUUAUAAUGAACUCCUUUCUUAGUCUUCCAACUGAGUGCAUUGCUGAACUUAGUGCUCAAAUUUUCAUAACAACAGCUGGGUAAAGCUCCUAUGAAGAAUGGCAUUGUCAAACACUUUGUGUUGUUGUAAAUGAAUUUGUAGAUUUUUUACUAUUAUUUUGAUUUUUUCAUGCUGUGUUGAGGGAUUCAACAUGGUUUGCACCUUGAAGAAAUGAAGGAGCUAUGAACUUCUAAGGAAAUUGGUUGGAUUUUGAGUUUUAUAUAUUCUGUUUUAGGGUAUACAGAUGGAGAUUCUCUCUAA
Messenger RNA from Dendrobium catenatum, 1011 nucleotides. RefSeq lists its product as uncharacterized. Lineage: Eukaryota; Viridiplantae; Streptophyta; Magnoliopsida; Asparagales; Orchidaceae. Bases 81 to 794 code for a protein of 237 amino acids. The record is from RefSeq and is a predicted model, not a curated record. The transcript is spliced from 2 exons.